Molecule: messenger RNA, 705 nt
Organism: Puccinia triticina
Lineage: Eukaryota; Fungi; Basidiomycota; Pucciniomycetes; Pucciniales; Pucciniaceae
Exons: 1
Coding region: 1-705 (234 amino acids)
Source: RefSeq, a predicted model, not a curated record
AUGCCCAGCGACUCUCCAGCCUCCCGCUGGAUCCUCCUGCUCACCUGCGUCCUCAGCUUGAUUAGUCCGAUCAUUUGUCUGCACGAAAAAUGCCCGGGAUGCGAGGGAUCGGUAGGAUUGGUACCAUUCGAGUACUAUUGUGGACGGCAGCUUACGUGUAGGUGUGGAUCUCCAAUAACCGACCCGGACCGCGGCCUCAGCCGCCAGUGCUUAGCAACAAAGAAGGGCACACGUCAAACAUGUAAAGCGGGGUGCGGAUGGAGAGAUGAUGAUUAUGAAAAGCUGUGCCGGGAUGAAGACCAUGAGAAGGAGCCGUGCCAGUAUCCAGUUCAUGAUCAUCCCUCAGCCACAAUUCGUGCUUCCUUUGAGAUUGGUUCGACGGCCCUGUUCCCGGAUGAAAAUCACCUGCACGAAGAGCCAGCAUCAAUGCAUGAAGCUCACCCUUCUUUAACCACCCCUGGUUCAUACAAAUCUGGGUCGUCGAUUUCUAGACACUCUUCCUUCGCCUCCAGGAGUGGCAGAAGCGCAUCCUUCAGCUCCGAGUCUACCUCUCCUGAUAGUGCGCAAUCUACUCCCCUAGCCGCCCGUGCAGACACUUUUGCCUCUUGGGAAUUCGGAACAGACUUCAUCAACAUUCAUGAGGGGAAAAAUAGCUUCAAAAGUGUGUUGAGAGCAGAAGAUCCCAAUACUUUACAGAAAAAUUAA